This is a messenger RNA of Electrophorus electricus (electric eel), 471 nucleotides long. It is a transcript of the gene cox6c, whose product is annotated as cytochrome c oxidase subunit 6C. NCBI's taxonomy places the organism in Eukaryota, Metazoa, Chordata, Actinopteri, Gymnotiformes, Gymnotidae. The record is from RefSeq and is a predicted model, not a curated record.
AUUUGGCCUUCCGGACAUACCGUAAUCUAACUUUUCUGGUCGGGCCUCAUAUUCAGCGAAUUGGUACUUCACCCUGGACGUUUCCCGUGAAGGUCGUGAAUUUAAAGGGUAUUUCAGCAUGUCUCUUCCAAAGCCCAUAAUGAGGGGUCUCCUCGCCAAGCGUUUGAGAUUUCACUUGCCCAUUGCUUGUAUUAUGGCCUUGUUGGCAGGAGCUACAUUCAAGUUCACAGUAGCAGAGCCCAGGAAACAGGCUUAUGCUGACUUCUACAAGAAAUAUGAUUCCAUGAAGGAUUUCAAUGCUAUGAGGGAAGCUGGUGUUUUUGAAAGUGUGAGACCCUCUGGUGAAUAAAAUUGUGAGUUCUACAUCUGCAUUCCUGCUCUGAUCCUGGACCUUGAUUACUGAAUGUGAACAUUGGUGUCCGAUGUUCUUGUGAACAUACUAAUAAAUCAUUUUGAACCUCUGUCCAACAA